Molecule: messenger RNA, 489 nt
Organism: Syzygium oleosum
Lineage: Eukaryota; Viridiplantae; Streptophyta; Magnoliopsida; Myrtales; Myrtaceae
Product: aspartyl protease family protein At5g10770-like
Exons: 1
Coding region: 1-489 (162 amino acids)
Biological process (GO): proteolysis
Molecular function (GO): aspartic-type endopeptidase activity
Source: RefSeq, a predicted model, not a curated record
AUGGCAACAAUUCCAGGAAGCUCAUUAUUCUGUGGCAUCAACAUAGUGGAAAUAGCGGUAGCCAGGACUAAAUUGCAAAUGCCGUCGACAGUCUUCUCGAAGGCGGAUGCUAUCAUUGACUCCGGGACCGUCAUCACGCGAUUGCCCCCGACGGCAUACAAUGCCAUGAGGACCGCUUUCCGGAAGGAGAUGGCGAGCUACAAGAGGGCAAAGAGCUUCGAAAUCCUGGACACUUGCUAUGAUCUCCGCAACACAAAGUCGGUCGUCGUCCCAAAGAUAAGGUUCACCUUUAGCGGAGGCGCGUUCAUGGACUUGGAUCAUAGCGGCAUAUUGUACACCAUGAGCGAGUCGCAGGUUUGCCUCACGUUCGCGGCAAACAGCGACGACACUGACAUCGUUAUCUACGUAAACAUGCAGCAAAAGACGUUCGAGGUGAUCUAUGAUGUUGCCGGAGGACGACUAGGUUUUGCCCCUAAUGGUUGUCCAUAA